AUGUCCGACAAGUUAUCAAAAUAUGUACUGUUUGCAUGCCCAGAAUUAUGUAAAGAAUUUAUCUCAGUUAUUCAUGUUCAAAUAUUUAGUCAGAUGCAGGAAGGUACGGCAAUUUCGGAAAUGUCGCAGACUUUUUCUGGUAAGCAGAGCUUUUCAUGUCCUCGUGCAAAGCCUCUUCUCCACACAGGAGACUCGUUGGCUGACCUCUCGCCAGAAGACAUCGACAUCGUUGGAGCCAUGGGUGACGCGCUUACGGCUGGUCGCGGACUUUGGGAGGGAACCGACGUCGAAUUUCGUGGAGCGGCUUUUCCAAUAGGAGGUGACGCUACCAUUGAUGGCCUCGUCACUAUUCCAAAUAUCCUCUUGGAGUUCAAUGAACAGCUAGCAGGCGUUUCUCAUGGUAUGGGGAAACGAUCUCGACUACCGGACUAUCAACUGAAUGUUGCAGAGUCGAACACUGAGACUGAGCAUCUUCCUGAACAAGCUACAGAACUCGUGCGCCGCCUUCACUCUUUCAUGUCUAUGAAAGACUUGAGUGAAAAGUGGGCUCUAGUGACGAUUGCAACGGGUACUGAAGAGUUCUGCAACCAUUGCGACACUCCCAAUCACUCUUCCAUUCGACGUGCUCUGGGUAUUAUUCGCAAAGGCAUUCCAAAAGCGUUCGUCGUCCUCCUCGGACCGGUUCACGUCGCCUCUUCAUACAAACUGCACAUUAAUCUCCUCAGUCCACGAUGCCGCUGUUUGGAAUCGGUUUCAAAGAAGAAGUACCGUAUGUUGAUUGGGAAAUGGCGUGAGGUCUUUGUUCAAGUUCAGGAUGAAUUCAACAGCUUGAAUCACACGACUUUUGGAGUACUGGCGAUUCCUUUGCUUUCGAUACACUCCAGAGACCCGGAGUCUCUGCUAGUACCAGGAAAAACUCUGUUAAACAGAAAAGGUCACAGUUACGCGGCCAAAUGGAUGUGGAAUCGGCUUAUGACUGGACCAAGUUUCAAUUUUUCAAAUUCUAUCUUCUCGCAGGAAUAUUACUACUGCCCUUCUGUGGGCUGCCCUUAUUUUCGCACCGUGCAGAAUUCGAAACGCUGCAGCGUCCUUUCGGAAUCGGAUUACCAGCGACUAUAUGUGACGAAAAAAGUAAAGACUAACGGAAGUGCAAAGGUGAGAAUAAAAGAUGCACAUAAUAGGUAA
Messenger RNA from Haemonchus placei, 1185 nucleotides. The record is from the annotation of a GenBank genome assembly. NCBI's taxonomy places the organism in Eukaryota, Metazoa, Nematoda, Chromadorea, Rhabditida, Trichostrongylidae.